AAUUAGAAACUAGUGAGUAACUUUUAAAUGACUUAUUUCUUAUCAAUCGGCACAAAUUAUUUAUUAGUGUAGUUGUAGUGACAUGUAUAUGAAAAUCUAUGUUAAGUAGACAAAUUAGCAAUGAGUAAUAAGGAUUUUGCUGAAGUGGUAAUAGAAAAGGAAAAUGAAUACAUUAACACAAGACGGAAAAAAGCAACAAAAUCGGAAGUCGAAUUUGAAGCUCCUACAUGUCUUACAGUACUGCUAGCACGGAUUGGGUACUACAUUCUUAUAGCAAUAGGAUUUUUAAACGAAUUUCUGUUUCCUUCAAAAGUAGUAGAAGAAAAAAAUAGAAAAGGUUACGAAAGCAUUCUUGAUAACUACACGCCGUUUUAUUUAAAAUACGUAGUUUACCGAUAUAACGACUGUCAGAGGACCAUAUGUAGUAUCGCAGGACCUGAAGUGACUUUUAGAGAUCGAGUGUUUACCAUAAACUCACAGUAUCGAGCAGUAGGUGCCGAGUACAAGUGUUUAAAUUUGGGCUCCUACAACUACUUAGGAUUCGCCGAAAACUCUGGGCCUUGUGCAGAAAAUGCAAUUAAAUCGAUAUACCAAUAUGGCAUUAGCACUGGUAAUUCUAGAUUGCAACAUGGGACAUGUGCGUUGCACGAUGAGGUGGAAAAACUCUUAGCAGAUUAUUUGGGAGUAGAAGAUUCCGUUAUAUUCGGAAUGGGAUAUGCCACGAAUGCGUUAACUAUACCCACAUUUGUGUCAUCUGAAUGUUUGGUACUGAGUGAUAAACAAAAUCAUGCCAGUAUGAUAUUUGGUUUUAAACUACCAAACGCAACAGUAAAGAUAUUUAAACACAAUGAUAUGGAACAUUUAGAAAAGUUGUUAAAAGAAGGAAUAUAUUAUGGUCAACCUUAUCAAGAAAACAAUAGUUACAAACCGUGGAAAAAGAUUAUUAUAUUUGUUGAAGGGCUUUAUAGCAUGGAAGGUACCAUAUGCCCCCUGCCGAAAAUAAUAGCUCUUAAGAAAAAAUACAAAGCAUAUUUAUAUUUAGAUGAAGCUCAUAGCAUAGGAGCCCUAGGAAAACGAGGACGGGGAGUUGUGGAUUAUUAUAAUUGUAAUUCUAACGAUGUGGAUAUGUUAAUGGGAACAUUUACUAAGAGCUUUGGUGCUGCAGGUGGAUAUAUAGCAGGGAAGAGGGAGCUGAUUACAAAUCUUCGGCAACAUACAUAUGCUUCCAAAUAUAGUUGGGCGGUAUCUCCUCCAGUUGCUGCCCAAAUAAUGACAGUAUUAAGGAUACUCAUGGAAAAAGACGUCACUAGUGAUGGUAGGAACAGAAUUGAGAGACUAUCACGAAACUCAAGGUACUUCAGAUUGCGAUUGAAACAGAUGGGUUUAGUUAUUUAUGGAAAUGAUAAUUCCCCUGUUAUACCUAUCCUAACGUAUCACUACUCCAAGUUUGCGUACAUGGUUCGAAGGUUAUUGCAAGAAAAUAUUGCGGCAGUGGGUGUGACUUAUCCUUUAACGACUUACUUAAAAACAAGAAUAAGAAUUUGUUUAUCCGCAGGCCAUACCAAAGAUCAGCUGGAUCGUGUUCUUCAAAUACUUGACAAGAUUUCGGAUGAAAUUGGUUUAAGAUAUUCAAGAAUACCCAUUGAAAACACACCGGUAGCAUGGGAUGAUAAAGAAAUAUAAGAUAGGAAAUUGAUGCUUCGUAAUGAGUGGAAAUUUGAUUGUAUUUUUAGACAUUUUUAAUAAAACAUACUACUAUUACCUAAGGGUAACAUGUUAUACCUAUAUUUUUAAGCUUAGGAAAUAAAUACAUGUUUUAAUA
Diabrotica virgifera virgifera (western corn rootworm) is the source of this 1822-nucleotide messenger RNA. Its product is annotated as serine palmitoyltransferase 2-like. The coding region runs from base 121 to 1683 and encodes 520 amino acids. The record is from RefSeq and is a predicted model, not a curated record. Gene Ontology annotation, biological process: sphingosine biosynthetic process; ceramide biosynthetic process. Gene Ontology annotation, molecular function: serine C-palmitoyltransferase activity; pyridoxal phosphate binding. Lineage: Eukaryota; Metazoa; Arthropoda; Insecta; Coleoptera; Chrysomelidae. The transcript is spliced from 7 exons. Gene Ontology annotation, cellular component: serine palmitoyltransferase complex.